Molecule: messenger RNA, 1950 nt
Organism: Soboliphyme baturini
Lineage: Eukaryota; Metazoa; Nematoda; Enoplea; Dioctophymatida; Soboliphymatidae
Source: the annotation of a GenBank genome assembly
AUGGAAAUCUCAAAAUAUUGUUAUUACGGAACUCCGUUCGAGGAGAUGGAAGAAAGCGAAGGGGUUUCGAAAAAACCGCUAACUAUUGAAAAUCAGAUCGUCACUGAUGAAAAGGGCAGGCGCCGUUUUCAUGGUGCAUUCACCGGUGGAUUUUCAGCCGGUUAUUUCAACACGGACCUUGGAGAACAUGGCAUCGCCCCGCGGCUAAUUAAGACUACCAGUUUCUUUACCGAGAAGGAUGUUAACAGCGAAUCAGAGUCGCGCAGCCAGGAAAGCCGUGUUUGGGACCAUAGGGAACUGGCGGCCGAAACGGAAAAGCUUGCAGAGUUGUUGCAACCGGUGAAUGACUCGAUCGGCUUUGUGCUUUUGAAAAGAAUGGGCUGGCGACCAGGUAAAGGAAUAGGGCCAUUGGUCAACAAGCAGAAUCUCGAAAUGAUAGCUGACAAUGGCGAAAAAGAAAAGAUCUAUGGAUGUCAACUUCCCCCGGGUCUUACCAAGACGGGAACUCAAGAUGAAAACGUGCUUCUGAAACCGGAUGGGUACAAAGUAUCAGUAGAGGACAUUGACGUUCACAUGUUCAAUUCGAAAACCGAUCUCCAUGGACUCGGCUACAAAGGCCUGAUGGCAGGAGAUAUUCUCAGCGAGCGACGCGUCUUGAAGACCACACAGUUUCAACAGUCGAAGAGCAGAAAGGGCAUUUUUGGACAAGCAUUUGGCGUUGGGGCUUUCGAGGAGGAAGAUGUUGACAUUUAUUCGGUCGAAGACCUUUCAAAUUAUGACUUUUCCAUUGGACUUCAGCCUUCAACUAAAGACUCUAAAACCGGUAAAGAGUUUUCUUCUGUGAGCGGUUUUGUUGUUGCUGCAGAUUUCUUGCUAACAGAAGCGACCGAAGAGUUUGUUAUCGGUACCGAAAAACUACAGCGAAAGUUUUAUCCUCCCCCUAAGAUACCGCGCGACUUUAAGCCGGAACAUGUUCCGCUUCACGAGGAAAAUCCUGUUACUGCUGUUGCCGCUGCAGCGACCGUUGAGGGCAGCGGUAAGAAGCACGUUUCAAAAAAAAGCAGCAGGAUCAUCGAAGCGACCGCUGCACAUUGGGAUGACAGCAGCUCCGUGUUUUCGUUGCUAAAGCAGUCGGACCGUGAACGAUUAAUGAAACUUAAAGCGGUUAACGAAGCGAGGGAGCAGCGGCACAAAUCGUCUACUGACGAAACCUCAAAAGCUGCUUCCAGAACUAUUGAAGAAGAAAUGAAGCCGUCCGCUCCGGUAGUUGACUCUCGAAUGUUCGGCGCAGACCGUAAGAAAGAUGAAUUGUACAAGGAAUUUGUAACCUACCUCAAACGAGGUCUGUUAAUGCCGGUACCCGCAGGAGUCACUGAAUGGGAGUGGGAAUCAUACAAAACAGAGUUUGCGGAGCAUGUGCCUGAAAAUCUUAAAGAAAAUAUGGAGCUCACAAAACACGGAUCAAAGCCGUUAGCAUCAAACCACAUAAGCAAAGUGUAUGAAAAAAUUUUGCACUCAAAGUUCACUCAUGGACAGCAGGACGAGGAUGACGAAGACGAGAGACGAACGGCUGGAGAUGAAGACUUGAUCAAGGCUGUUGAGAUGAAGAUGUUUGGGGCGAUGACGCGGCAGAAAUACACGUGGCAUCCUGACAAGUUGCUCUGUAGGCGAUUCAACGUUCCGAAUCCGUUUCCGGAUACUAAUUUUGUGGGAAUUCCCGAGUUGCGAAAGGCCAACAAGUCUUCUAUGCUACUUGAUUUCGAUAGCUUUUCUUCGUCUUCCAGAAGAACCGAGGAGAAAGAGCCGAUUAUAACUCGUGAGAACCGCAACAACCCUCUGAACCUGGACCUUCAUUUUCUGCUGAAACUUUACAUGACGAGUCCACUUGUUCUUCGACUAGUUCUGAGGAUAUACCGGAAAAUUUGGGAACGGUUAAAGCAGAAGAGUUGA